UCUUUACCAAUCACCUCCUUGUUUGCAUAAUUGACUGUCUCUGCUUGCCUCUGCUCUGACUUACAAUGGCUGAAGCCCAGCGCUUUGUUCUACAGGAUGAGUUUACCUGCACAGUUUGUCUGGACACACUAACUGACCCGGUGACACUGCAUUGUGGUCACAGCUUCUGUCUGAAGUGCCUCACUGAUUACUGGGAUCAGAGCCAAGAGUGCAUCUGUCCUCAGUGCAGACAUAUCUUCAUCCCGAGGCCUGAACUGCACAGAAACAAUGUACUGGAUGAAGUCAUAAAGAAACUGAAGAAGACAGAAAUCAGUCCUCCUCCUGCUGGCCCUGGAGAUGUGAAGUGUGAUGUCUGCACUGGGAAGAAGUUCAGAGCAGUGAAAUCAUGCCUGACCUGCACGUUGUCCUUCUGCCAGACUCACCUCUGGCCUCACUGUAAUAAAGAUGCCUUGAAGGAUCACAAGCUGAUUAAUCCAGAUGGACAUCUAAUGAAAACACUUUGUACAAAAGAUCAGAAGUGUCUGGAAUUUUUUUGCAAAUCAGAUGAGGUCUGUGCGUCGACUGGACACAGAGUUCAUAAAUCAGUCAAUCUGGAGAAAGCGGAAACAAGGAAACAGAAUCCAGUGGGGGUGCUAGUGACAAGAAUUCAAAAGAGAUUCCAGGAGAGUGAAAUGAAAAUGCAAGAAAUGAAGGAGACGGUGGAGUUGAUUAAGGUAUCUGCAGACAAGGAGGUCCAGGAAAGUGAGGAGAGCUUCACAAACCUGAUCUGCUAUAUUAAGGAAAUGCAGAAAAUAGUGACAUGGAAAAUUAGAGAGCAAGAAAUGAGUAAAGUGGACAGGGCCCAAAAAAUCAUGAAGCAGCUGGAGAAAGAGAUGGAGGAGCUGAGGAGGAGAGACACUGAGAUGACAAAGCUUCUAGAGACUGAUGACUGCAAGGUGACUACUAGAGACUACUUCCACAAGGCCUGCUCAUCUCUUGAUGUCUUUCUUAAAGACAAGGCCACACUCAAAGUUACUGUUCCUGCUCUCGUCUCUUGUGAGAACAUGAGGAAGGAAAUUUUGUAUGUGAAGGGCCAUCUGGAGAAAAUGCACCAGUGGUACUUUGAGAACGUAACUCAAUCAGGAAGUAAACCACCGGAUUGUUUACAGUUUUCCACAACACCUCAGACAAGACUGGAGUUUCUGCGGUAUUCCUGUCCACUCACGCUGGACCCCAGCACAGGACACAGACACCUCACUUUCUCUGAAGUCAACCGAAAGGUGACAUGUCAUUGGAAACAAAGCCAGUGUUCUUUUCAUCCGGACAGAUUUGACUUCUGGCCCCAAGUUCUGUGUGGACAAGCGCUGUCUGGGACUCGCUUUUACUGGGAGGUGGAGUGGAAUGGGCUGUGGGCUUCAGUUGGAGUCACAUACAAAGGAAUUGGCCGGAACAGCGAUGGUGCCGAAUGUCGUCUUGGAUAUAAUAACAAGUCCUGGAGUUUAUUCCGCUUUAAUUCCCGUUACUUGGUGUGUCAUAAUAAUAAGGAGACGGUAAUCAGUGCCGCACGGAGCCCCCGAAUAGGCGUGUAUCUGGACUACCCUUCUGGCUCUCUGUCAUUUUAUAGCAUCUCAGAUACAAUGAUCCACCUGUACACAUUCAAGACCACCUUCACCGAGCCGCUCUAUCCAGGGUUUGAGGUUGGACUUGGUUCUAGUGUGACAAUCUGCUAUCUGGGCACCUCUGACUAGCGACUUCUGCGGCCACUUCAUGUUUCUGUAAGAUGCCAUUUCCUGUCACAAAUUGUCCAUUAGCUCAGAAUUCUGACAGCACAUCCCAACUUCCUGACAACACAAACCCCAAGAAAGCCGACGUCAACAGCUUGAGUGGUCGAAAGGGAAAUCAGUUAGAGGCACACAGUUUCUCACUUGCAUUGAAAUGUUAAGAAAUAUUUUAAAAUGAAAAAAAUCACACCGCUGCUUGAUGUAUUUACUUGUUAAAACUAAUACAAAACAUUUUAAUCA
Erpetoichthys calabaricus (reedfish) is the source of this 2000-nucleotide messenger RNA. RefSeq names its product E3 ubiquitin/ISG15 ligase TRIM25-like. The transcript has 6 exons. Gene Ontology annotation, molecular function: protein binding. The coding region runs from base 66 to 1727 and encodes 553 amino acids. Lineage: Eukaryota; Metazoa; Chordata; Cladistia; Polypteriformes; Polypteridae. The record is from RefSeq and is a predicted model, not a curated record.